CGCGUCAAUUGCAAAGGGAAAGAAAAAAGGACGAAAGUCGCCGCUCCUCAUGCUACCAGCUUCGUAUCUGCCACAACAAAUGUAAUGCCAUUCGAACGACAACCACUCAUGGAAACCUCAGACAAUAACGCGACGAGCUCGCCGGCUCCUCCUUCCACUGCGCGCCGCUCGGGACGCGUCACAAAGGCGCCCGCCAAGUUUACCCCCGAUGCGCCGGGAACCACCAAGCGCAAGCGGGACGCCGACCACGAUGCAGAGGAUGUUGAGAACGAGUCGCCGGAUGAGGCAGAGGAGCCUAGCGAUGCUGACGAGGAUGACGCCGAAGACACGGCUACCGAGGAACCCCGGCGCGCCGCCCGAAAGCGGAAACCCUCGUCGUCGCAGCGCCCCAAAGCAAGGAAGCCGGCCGCAAAGAAGCCCAAAAUCAAUGGCGACGCGUCGGGCUUCGAGCCAAUGCAUGCUGCGCAACUGCCCAGCCGCCCGAAGAAGGCCGUUCGAAUAGAGAUUGCCCGUCGCGACGGUGACGGGUUGUAUGCCAAUAUUUUUGCCUCUGGAGACUCUUCCGACAAGGUCGCGACGGAAUGGUACCACAAGUAUCAGGCGGAUAACACCGCCGCUGUCACCGAUCUCGUGAAUUGCGUCCUCUUGUCAGCCGGCUGCGAUCAGCAGGUCACGGAAGACGACAUCCGCGAUCCCGAGAACUGCUCUAAUAGGCUGGCCGACUUACAGAAUGUCUAUACCGAGGAGGGGAUCACGGAUUAUCCAUUAAUCUCUAGGGCCAAGUCCAGCAAGUCGUUCCGUGACCUGCUCAUUGGCUUCUUCAGGUCUCUUGUCACCGUUCUGCACGAGACCGACGUCCUCUACAAGGACGGCGCAUUGAUGGAAAACAUUGCAAGAUGGGUGGCAUCCAUGUCCUCUUCUACGCUGCGGCCAUUCAGGCACACGGCAACGACCGUCGCACUCGCAAUGGAGACGGCGUUGGUCGAAGUAGCCAAGAAACUCGAUGACCGCGUCAGCAAGAUGACGCAGGGGGUUGAAGCUGAGAAGAACCGCAAGGGAAAGAACAAGGAGCGGCUUGCCGCAAUCCAGAAGAACUUGGACGAAGCGGAGCAGAAUCGUAAACUCUGUGAAGAGCAGAUCAACGACUUCUUCCAAACUGUCUUUGUCCAUCGGUACCGCGAUGUCGACCCCAAGAUCCGGACCGAGUGCGUCGAGGCCCUCGGCACCUGGACCUGGCAUCUGCCUACCUUCUUCAUGGAACCCGAGUAUCUACGGUAUCUGGGCUGGAUGCUUUCCGAUGUCAUGCCGCAGACGAGACAUGAGGUUCUCAAGCAGCUCGCGCGGAUAUUCAAACGGGACGCUGAAAAACUCGGACACUUUAUCGACCGCUUCAGGCCGCGCUUGGUCGAAAUGGCUACAAAGGACUCGGAUGUCAGCGUCCGCGUCGCUGCUAUCGCGGUUAUCCAGAUCCUCAAGGACACGGGCAUGUUAGAACCUGGCGAGAUUGACUCAAUAGGCCGGUUGAUCUUCGAUUCGGAGCUGCGUGUGCGAAGAGCAGUCAUAGAUUUCUUCGCGGGCUGCGUCAACGACUCGAUCGAGACCAAGAUUGACGAAAUGGGAGGCGGCGAUGCCAUUGACGAGCUGUUCGGCGAAGACGACGACGACGACUAUUCUUCUCCCCGCAGAGACUGGAUCGCCAUCAAAUGUCUUGCCGAGCUGCUCUCGGCAUACGAUGCACAGCUCGAGGAGGAAAAUCGCACACUACCGCCCCGAGGGCUUGAUAUCGCUGUCGGGAUAGUUCCGGCUGUCGCGCCCGAGACGCGCAUCUCCAUGGCAUCCCAAGUGCUGUAUGAGAAAAUCGACCAAGUGAAGAACUGGGAGCUCCUGUCAGGUUAUCUCCUCUACGAUCACACGACAAGCACGAAAUCAAGGCCGUCAUCCAAGCGCACCUCAAGCGAGGUGGCCAUGAAAACCGCCAUAGCGCCGGCGGGCAACGAGGAAGCCGUGCUUCUCGAGGUGCUGGCAUGCGCCGUGCGGCUGAGUCUGGCACCCGGCUUGGAGGCCGACAGGAGCAGGAGGAGACAACGCCCUGAUGCCAUUGAAAGCGCAGAGGACUCUGCGGUGCAUCUGGCCACUGCUAUCCCUCAGCUCCUGAACAAAUACGGAGCCGAAGCUAAUACUGCAGUGCUUGUAUUACGACUGGAGCACUCCUUACCUCUGGACAUCUUCCAGCAGCUCCGCCAAGACUCGACAACAUACAGUCGCUUGCUAGACGAGAUAUGCACACAGUUCGACCGGCAUGUCGAUCGGGGCGUUCUGGCUGAAGCGGCGGCUGCUCUUUUGCACGCGCGCAAAUAUGACGCACUAGAGGAGCUUACUGACACCAAGAUAUCAGAGCUCUGGGAGACAGUUCUCAACACCCUCCGGCAAUUCGACAAAACUCAAGACCUGAGCGACCGUGGUAACAUGAAACCCCCCACUAUCACCCAGCUCGGGAACGUCCUCCUCAAGAUCAGCAAGCUCGCCAGCAUUGCCGACUGCGUCGAAGUGCUCGAAGCCCAGGGCCAGUCAGAAGACUCCACCAAUCCCGUCAUCGAACUGCUCAUCCGUAUAGUGCACCGCGGCAAGCUCGAGCAAGAAGACGAGGUCCUCGACGACCUCGAAGACGAAGCCGUUGCGUUCGCUAUCCAAGCAUGCCAGUUUUACUUUAUGUGGAAAGUGCGCGCCCUCAUCGGCGCCGUCCAAGCUCGCGCCGACAUCGCCCCGCGCGACAUUGAUCGCCUUGCCUCGCUCCGCAAAACGUACGCAAACAAUCUCAUCUGGACCCUGUCCUCGCGCGGGACCAACGACGAGUUGCGGCUGUUUGCGACGGGUGGCCUCUGCGAUCUGCACGUACUCUUCGCCACCCUCCGCCAGGCUGCCGCAGGCGACCGCAACCAACAACAACAACCCCAAACAGCAGUCGCAACAGACCCCUUCGGAGAGGAAGGAGAAUACCCCCAGCUGACCCCACUCUUCGAGCCCAUCCAGGCGGGACUCACAAACGAACUGAUUGAAAUUUUCACUGCCGCCGAGCGCGCCUAUGCGCGCUGCAUCGGCCGCACGCUCAACGAGCCGGCCGAGGUCGAGGACCCGCUGAACCAGCUGUCCGAGGACGAAGACGCCGACAAUGGCGACGACGACGACGACGACGCAAACCUCACCCCGACCGAGCGCAAGGGCAAAGAGCUCAAGCUGGAGCGAUCCCUGUGCGAGCUCACCGGCAAGCUGGUCCUUGCCAUGCUGGCCAAGAUGCUCGACCACGACGGUCCCGGGGCGGGUAAAUUGAGAAAGAGGAUGGUGCGCAACCGGGCGAAGCUGGGGCCGAACUUUAAAGAGACGCUCGCGUUUCUGGAUGAAGGGAAGAUAAGAGAUAAGCUGGCGGCAGCUGCUGCUAGUGGUGGGAGUGCGGGGAGAAAAGGAGCUGCUUCUGCUUCUGCGGGUGCGAGUGCGAAGGGCAAGGGCAAGGGUAAGCAGCCUGUUACUACUAAUGCUUCUGCUGCUGCUGCUGCUGCCAGUCGGGGUGGUGGUGCCGCGGCGGCAGCCGCCGGGAAGAAGGCGCCGCGCAGCGCGGAGAUGGUUGCUGCCGAGGACGAUCUGUCGGAUCUUUCCGAGCCUGAGGAGCCCGAACCCGAGCCCGAGCCGGAGGAGGGAUCGAGGGAGGAUUUGCGACGGCGGGAGUUGUUGGAUGAGGAUGAUCCGAUUGAAGACGAUGACGAUGACGAUGAAGAUGGAGAUGGAGGGGGUGGAGGUGAUGACGGCGAGCCUUCCCGGAUGGAUGAGGAUGAUUCUGUAAUAGGGGACUGAUAAUGAUGCGUGGCGUGCAUGAACGGGGAGAUCUAGCGGUGAGGAGGCAAGGCCCUAGUGUUGAAAGCUUUCUUCCCUUCUUUACCUGCAGUUUUUUCUCUUGCGUCUUGGCUGUUGCUGUUCCAGCGGCGCGUGUCGUUAAUCCGGAUAGCUGGCUGGCAAGUGUCUUUGAAGGGCUGGCCGGGAGCAGCGAUGAUUACUUAUGGUCUAUGAUGAACUUGGCUCUGAGUAUUAAGUACCUUGCAGUUCCUAGAAUGGCUGUCGUCUAGCUGCCUUCAAAGCAGCGUUUUACUUGGUUCUACGAUCAAGGCUGUUUCCUACACUAGCGUUCCAUUUCUUUAGCUCAGUUAUGGUCAAGGCUGGCAAAAGGCAAAUGCUUGCUCGUUAUGAGGUUUCGGUCGAGGCAGUCAGCAAGGAGGGCUGGAUCGUGUACAUCUCUGUAUGGGUAUAAAUUAUCUUGCUCUCGUUAACCACGACAAACAUUGAC
This is a messenger RNA of Canariomyces notabilis, 4333 nucleotides long. RefSeq lists its product as uncharacterized. The record is from RefSeq and is a predicted model, not a curated record. Lineage: Eukaryota; Fungi; Ascomycota; Sordariomycetes; Sordariales; Chaetomiaceae. Gene Ontology annotation, cellular component: cohesin complex; nucleus; chromatin. Gene Ontology annotation, biological process: sister chromatid cohesion. Gene Ontology annotation, molecular function: chromatin binding. The transcript has 3 exons. The coding region runs from base 85 to 3846 and encodes 1253 amino acids.